This is a messenger RNA of Dipodomys ordii (Ord's kangaroo rat), 2120 nucleotides long. It is a transcript of the gene Spred1, whose product is annotated as sprouty-related, EVH1 domain containing 1. Gene Ontology annotation, biological process: multicellular organism development; negative regulation of MAPK cascade. NCBI's taxonomy places the organism in Eukaryota, Metazoa, Chordata, Mammalia, Rodentia, Heteromyidae. Gene Ontology annotation, molecular function: protein kinase binding. Gene Ontology annotation, cellular component: membrane. The transcript has 6 exons. Bases 26 to 1300 code for a protein of 424 amino acids. The record is from RefSeq and is a predicted model, not a curated record.
UUACGCACGUGUGCGAGCUGUGGUGAUGACCCGGGAUGACUCAAGCGGCGGGUGGCUGCCACUCGGAGGGAGCGGGCUGAGCAGCGUCACUGUCUUCAGAGCCCCCCGUCCCGAGGAGAACGGCUGCGCCGGCCUCUUCAUCCGGGGAGAGCGACUCAGGGACAAAAUGGUGGUUUUGGAAUGUAUGCUUAAAAAAGACCUCAUUUAUAAUAAGGUCACUCCCACAUUUCACCACUGGAAGAUCGAUGACAAGAAGUUCGGCCUCACCUUUCAAAGUCCUGCUGAUGCUAGGGCUUUUGAUAGAGGCAUUCGGAGAGCUAUAGAGGAUAUUUCUCAAGGGUGCCCACCAUCGAAAAACGAAACUGAAGGGACAGAAGAUGACUUACAAGCAACUGAAGAAGACACUUGUAGUUCUCUGGUGAAAGAUCACCUUUUUCCACAAGAGACGGUUGUCACCAGUGACCCCUACAGAAGCUCCAGUGUGAGACCGUCUCCCCUUGAAGACCUGAGCGCCAGGAGGGCGUACUUGCAAAGCCAAGGCAGUCAGAUAACAUUCGGCCAACCAGGACUAGAUAUUCAGAGCAGAAGUAUGGAAUAUGUACAACGGCAAAUAUCUAAGGAAUGUGGAAGCCUUAAGUCCCAGAACAGGGUUCCUUUGAAAUCAAUCAGACAUGUCAGCUUUCAAGAUGAGGAUGAGAUUGUGAGAAUAAACCCUCGAGAUAUCUUAAUCCGUCGGUAUGCGGACUACAGGCACCCUGACAUGUGGAAAAGUGACCUGGAGAGAGACGAUGCCGAGGCCAAUGUGCAGUUUUCUAAGCCAGACAGUAAAAAAACAGACUAUCUCUACUCUUGUGGGGAUGAGACUAAGUUAAAUUCACUCAAAGACUCUGUGGUAUUUAAGACACAGCCUUCCUCAUUAAAAUUUAAGAAGUCAAAGCGAAGGAAAGAGGACGGUGAGCGUUCUCGCUGCGUCUACUGCCAGGAAAGGUUUAAUCAUGAAGAGAACAGCAGGGGGGGCUGCCAGGAUGCUCCGGAUCCCGUAAAGAGAUGCAUCUAUCAAGUCAGCUGCAUGCUCUGUGCAGAGAGCAUGCUAUACCACUGUAUGUCAGACUCGGAGGGAGAUUUUUCUGACCCCUGCUCGUGUGACAUGAGCGAUGACAAGUUCUGCUGGCGAUGGUUAGCCCUGGUAGCGCUGUCCUUCCUUGUCCCCUGUAUGUGCUGCUAUGUCCCUCUGAGAAUGUGCCAUCGCUGUGGUGAGGCGUGUGGCUGCUGUGGUGGCAAGCACAAGGCUGCUGGAUGAAGCGAGCCUGGGCCCGGCUGAGCUUAAAAUCUUUGUUUCCAGGAAUUAGCUUACUUGGAUUUGGGAAGCUUUCGGCAAGCACCAUGCACACUUGCCUGGCGUCCGUGGGCCGCUCGCGGGGAAGCGGAACUCGUCGGUUCUCGGUAUUUUACAGACACUGGCCGUGCCUAACUUUCCCUUUGGGCGCAUGGCUUGUUUUGUUACAGGUGCAGAGUAUUUGCUGAAGGAAAACAUUUCUGGUUAUUGGCUACUAAAAAGUCAGCAUAAAAUAUGAUCCGACUAAAAGGGAUUGCUUUUUGGCAUUUUUGUGUAUUUAUGCAUUAGGUGACAGAACUUGUAAAGGUUCGAAUUCAUUAGGACACAAACUAAACAGUGCUAGAGACAGUUGAUUUCAUCUAAGAAAAGUUAACACUUGGAAAUUACAAGAAGUUAAACAAGUGCAACUAAAUCAUUCGUUGUUUUUUGAGAGCAGGUUUAUGUAUAAAAUAACAAAUGUUUAUAUUUAACUAAAUGUAAGGUACGAAUUAUUACAUAUUAAACUUUUCUUGCCCUUCCUAGUUCUGGAGUAGAUACAUAUCUACUGUCACAUUCCAUAUAUUUUGAAUAUUUAACUCAUUUAGUUAAUAACAUUUUUAUUCCAUAUAAAGGAUUGGAUAUUUUCAUCAUUUCUCUUUGGCUACAAUUUAUAUUGAGUUAUAUCUGUACAUUCUGGUAAUCUAAAAUCCUUAAACAUAUUCUCAUCGCCUUGAGUGACCAACUUUUUUUUAAAGCACAGAUGUAAUUGUCUAAUCUUCAGAUGGGACGGAACACUUAUUUUUAU